UCUCUCUCUCUCUCUCUGAAACGUAUACGGAGUAGAAGUGUUUGAAUAAUGGACUGUAAACGUCAGGGUCCGAAGCAGGGGGAUAUCAGAAAGCUUGUUUUGCUUUGCCACUGCUUCUUCUUCUCCUAUAUAUAAGCAACCCAAGCUCGUCUCGUUUAUGCUCGCAUUUCUUCUUUAACUCUCGCUUUUGUUCGGAGAUUCUUGAGAUUCCCCGGAAAAAAUGAAGUACCGGAAGCUGUGUUUGCCGGCGGUGGCGAUGAAGCACUUGCUGGCGGUCUCGGUGGCGCUGAAUGUGGCGUUGGUACUUAAGCUGAUGCAUGGCGGAGAUGAGGGGGUUGGGUGGCUAAAGGCGGAGGAGACGCUGGCCGGACCUCCAAAAAAGGCACUUCAGGAGAUGAGUUCUUCUGGGGGAGUAAAUGGUGUGCAGAAUAACUUUGAAAGUGGUUUGCAAGAACUCUACAUCAAUCUUGACCAUGGAGAUCCAACCAUGUACGAGAGUUACUGGAAGCAGUCGGGAGACAAGACCACAGUUGUGUUAUCUGGUUGGCGAUCGAUUAGUUAUUUUUCAGAUACUAGAAACCUUUGCUGGUUUUUGGAGCCAGAUUUUGCAAAUGCGGUGACUAGAUUGCACAAUCUAGUUGGAAAUGCUGCCACGGAGAACUAUCAUAUCGUUGUUGGAACGGGAUCUACUCAACUAUAUCAGGCUGUAUUAUAUGCCCUAAGCCCACCCAACACGCCGGAACCGAUAAGCGUUGUAUCUGCUGCACCAUUUUAUUCGCAAUACCCGUUGACAACUGAUUGCUUGAAGUCUGGGCUCCAUAAGUGGGAAGGCGAUGCUAAUAAAUUCGACAAAAACGGGCCUUACAUAGAGCUUGUGACAUCCCCCAAUAAUCCCGAUGGAUCGAUAAGGCAAGCUGUUGUCAAUGGGACCGGAGUGUUAGUUCAUGACCUGGCGUAUUAUUGGCCACAAUACACUCCAAUCUCUUAUCGUGCAGACAAUGACAUAAUGCUUUUUACGGUCUCCAAAUGCACGGGACAUGCUGGGACUCGCCUUGGAUGGGCUCUUGUUAAAGACGAAGAAAUUGCAAAAAAGAUGACCAAAUUCAUUGAGAUAGUCAGCAUCGGUGUCUCAAAGGAAUCGCAGCUGCGAGCUGCAAAGAUUCUCGAUGUCAUUUCCGAUGGAUACGAGAAGAAAGAGAGCCACGAGGAAAACGAGCCCUUCUUUGAAUUCGGGUACAAGGAAAUAGGAAGGCGGUGGAGGCAGCUGAGAGCAGCCGCGGGAAAUGGCAAACCGUUCAGUUUACCAGAUUUCCCUACUGGGAAGUGCAACUUCAGCGGUCAUGAGUUUGAGACCCAACCAGCUUUCGCGUGGAUGGAAUGCAAGGGCGAGACAGACGAUUGCGAGGGCUUCCUUAGGGAGCACAAGAUCUUGACCAGAGGCGGGAAGCAUUUCGGGUCCAGGUCGAAGUAUGUGAGGCUUAGCAUGAUAGGUCGGGAAGAACAUUUCAAUGAAUUUAUACGUAGAUUGUCAGUAAUCAACUCUCUGGAUAGUCCUUUAACGAAAGAUUAGUGUUUUUCCAGUAGCCAGAUAGAUGACAUCUCUCCUCUAGGCUAAGUUAAGUAGUAAAGAGCAAAUGAGUAAAUCUUGCAUAUGUAUGGAAUACCUCACGUCGUCUGUUAUCUAUAAUCUAAUAGCAUACAUGGAUGUAUAUGUAUGUGGAAAAGUAAUGCUUCAUUGUGCACUUCAAUUUUUA
Messenger RNA from Ipomoea triloba (trilobed morning glory), 1754 nucleotides. Its product is annotated as L-tryptophan--pyruvate aminotransferase 1. Gene Ontology annotation, biological process: amino acid metabolic process. The transcript is spliced from 6 exons. NCBI's taxonomy places the organism in Eukaryota, Viridiplantae, Streptophyta, Magnoliopsida, Solanales, Convolvulaceae. Gene Ontology annotation, molecular function: transaminase activity; carbon-sulfur lyase activity. The coding region runs from base 221 to 1570 and encodes 449 amino acids. The record is from RefSeq and is a predicted model, not a curated record.